AUGGCCGCCGUCAGGACCAGUCUGGCGAUCAUCCUGGUGCUGCUGUUCAUCAUCUCCGCGCCAACGAUCACCGCCCAGGACGCACCGGCACCCUUGCUGCCCGUCGACCCCUUCGGCGAAUGCGACGGUGGGAACGGCGGCGACGUGGGCACGGCGGUGCAGAUGAAGCAGAUCCUCAUCCAGGACUUGAUCGGCCAGGCGCCAGGCAAGCCGAGGAUGAACUACUGCAACGGGCUGCAGAUGAACGGGCUGCAGAUGUACGGGUACGCGGAGUGUGCGAUCCACGGCGCCCCCGGCGACGUGCCGGCCUGCCAACAGUGCUCGUCGGGGGUGGGUAGUUACCUGAUCCAAUAUUGCGACGACACGGGUGUGGGUCACGCCUGGGAUACGGCCGAGAGUGGUUGCUAUAUCAAGGUCGGGUUCUCCGUAGACGACGUUUGUCCCCCGGGAAGCAAUUAG
Molecule: messenger RNA, 459 nt
Organism: Linum trigynum
Lineage: Eukaryota; Viridiplantae; Streptophyta; Magnoliopsida; Malpighiales; Linaceae
Source: the annotation of a GenBank genome assembly